AUGGCCAUAUUUACAAUUUCCUGUCAAGCUUCAAUUGAUAAAAAUGGGUUAAAACACAAACAGAGAGAUUUAAAUAGUAUUAGAAAAAAAGUACCCUUGUUGGUUAGACAAGCACCAACUCAUACUGCAGAGUCCUCUAAAAAAUCAUCAACCAAAAAAGCAGACUCAGUUGGCUCUAAAAUUAAACCAUCUAAUUCUCAAUUGUCUAAAUCGUCUAAAGCAUCUAACUCUAUUGCAAAAGUCGUCAAUUUCACACCUAGUGAAAAUGCUGUAAAAACCACCGCCAUCACAAUGACUAUUUCUAACGCAACUCCUGCCGCAGCUACCGCUACUGGCGCAUCUAGUGCACCCGUUGUACCCCCCGCUGCACCUACUGGACUUAAUGAAACCCAACCUUCUGACCAAUCAUCAAGCAACAAUGGUAGCACUGAUUCCGCUAUUGCUACCUCGGCGGCAGACCCAAGUAGUCAAACGUCAUCUAUGUUAGAAUUUGGAUUUUUAAGUGUCAUGAUUGUUUUCGGAAUCCUUACAUAA
This is a messenger RNA of Racocetra fulgida, 534 nucleotides long. The record is from the annotation of a GenBank genome assembly. NCBI's taxonomy places the organism in Eukaryota, Fungi, Glomeromycota, Glomeromycetes, Diversisporales, Gigasporaceae.